Sardina pilchardus (European sardine) is the source of this 9405-nucleotide messenger RNA. RefSeq names its product jumonji domain containing 1Cb (gene jmjd1cb). The transcript is spliced from 26 exons. The coding region runs from base 373 to 8685 and encodes 2770 amino acids. NCBI's taxonomy places the organism in Eukaryota, Metazoa, Chordata, Actinopteri, Clupeiformes, Clupeidae. Gene Ontology annotation, cellular component: histone deacetylase complex; chromatin. The record is from RefSeq and is a predicted model, not a curated record. Gene Ontology annotation, molecular function: transcription coregulator activity; chromatin DNA binding; histone H3K9 demethylase activity. Gene Ontology annotation, biological process: regulation of transcription by RNA polymerase II.
GUCAGGGAAGGGCGGUUUGGACUGGCAGAGACGAAACAGCUUUUGGGUUUUAGGGGAGGUUUUGUGUGAGUGUGUGUGUGUGUGUGCGUGUUUCGGGAGGCUCGUCCUGUUCCCCCGUCUCCUGUUCAAGACUACUGCUGCUGUGGCAACGAGUGAGAGACGUUCAGGCACCUGGCGGGGAAGGCGGUGUUGGGCUCCAUCACAGCUGUGGAGUUCUUCUCCGACCGCAGGCUGGACUUCCUGAGUGACGACGGAGCCUACCAGCCCUAUCAGGAUGAAGCAGACAGCUUGAGUCCUGUUCUCAGGGACAACCAGCAGCUUCAUGAAGAAGUGAAAGCCUGGGUCAAAGACCAAAAGGUUCAGGAAAUUUUUAUGCAAGGUCCCUACUCGUUAAAUGGCUACAGAGUACGCGUCUACAGGCAGGACUCGGCCACACAGUGGUUUACAGGCAUCAUCACCCACCACGACCUCUUCAGUCGCACUAUGGUGGUGAUGAACGAUCAGGUACUGGAACCGCAGAAUGUCGACCCCUCUAUGGUACAGAUGACUUUUCUGGAUGACGUCGUCCACUCUUUGCUGAAAGGAGAGAACAUAGGCAUCACAUGCAGGCGCAGGUCUCGCUCUAGCACCAACAGCAGUACAGCCCACACGUCAGGAGGGAGACCCACCACCACCGCAGGAGGCACUCAGGGUCACUAUACACGAGCCCAGGCUAACAGCCCUAGACCAGUAAUGAACUCGUCUAGCUCCACCCCCAAGCAGGCUGGCCAAUCCCAGCAGCAGCAGCAGCAGCUAUCCCAGCAGGCCCAGCAGCAGCAGCAGCAGCCAACUCAUCAGCACCAGCAGCAGCAGCAGCAGCAACAACAACAACAACCGCAGUCGUCGCCGGGGCAACAGCGAGGCUCGCGCUCCUCGCGGCGCAAGGGCUCCGACAGCAGCGUCCCCGACGACGACAGCAACAACAAGGUCAAAGAGGAGAAGCCCGACGUCACGGCACGAGGAGACUUCAGCUCCAAGAGCAAGAGCAAGCAGACGGCCAGCCGGAGGCGGAAGGUGGAGGAGGACGAGAAGAAGAGCAGCGCGCUGAAGCGUCUGAAGACGGAAGCCUCGGACCAGUCGGAGAGCAGCGACUCGGAGAACUCGCAGAGGCGAGGGCGCGCCUCGGCCGACUCUUCCUCCUCGUCCUCCUCCUCGUCCUCCUCGUCCUCGGAGCCCAGCUCGGAGAACGAGCUGCGGGGGAAGAGCAUCAAGGAGGAGCUGCCGUCGCCUCCUCCUCCGCCCGAGCAGCGGCCCUCCAGGACUCAGGAGGAGGACCGCGACCGGGAACGGGAACGGGAGCUGCGGGAUCGGGAGCAGCGGGAACGGGAGCAUCGGGAGCAGCGGGAGCGCGAGCAGGCCCUGAUUGGCCGCCUGUCGCCGUGGGACACCCUCCGGCCGGAGGAGAAGAGCAGCAAAGCGGCGGCGGUCGCCGUGGAGACGCUGCAGCUGGCCGAGGGCGAGAGGAGGUCGCCGCGGUCGCCGCGGCCACCGCAUCCCAGCGGCCCCGCCCCCGUCGCCACGGAAACGCAAGGCAGCGGCGGUGCUAGCGGCGGGAACAUCGGCGGCGGCGGCGGCAGCAGUGGCGGUUGCAUCGUGGACAUGAGGAGCACGGGGCGCAGUCCGGCCAAGGAGCACUACGGCCUGACCGUUCCCAUUCCGCAGCGCACGCAGGCGGCCAAGCAGGCCUCGCUGUGCGUCAUCGACAUCACGGAGGACGCCGGCGCGCACCCCAGCUCGCGGGAGAGCUCGGAGGCCGUGUCGGCUCUGCUCGCGUCCCAGAAGGCCGAGCGGUACACGCCCGAGCCCAGACACUUGGUGCUGACCCCCACGCCUACGGACCUCAGGAAAGGGGACAACGAGCCGCCGCAGCAGCAUCAUCAACAACAACAUCAACAUCCACAUCAUCAUCAUCAUCAACAACAACAACAACAACAACAACAGCACCACCUCCACCACCCCCACCACCCCCACCACCACUUGCACCACAUGCACCAGCCGCAGGUGGUGCGCAGCAGCCAGGGGGUGAAGCUGGAGUUCGGCCACCUGGAGGUGAUCCAGCCGCUGAGCGCCAAGAGCGAGUCCGCGGCGGCGCUGGCCGAGCGGGCGGAGCGGGAGAAGCUGUCGGCGCAGCAGUACGCCGCCAUCGUGCCCUCGUGCAUCAAGAGCGCCGCCAUCGCCGAGGAGACGCGCCGGCCCCAGCGGCCGAGCCCCUCGCCGGACGCCACCAAGCCGCCGCCUCCCCCCCCCUCCCCCCUCCAGGGCCGCCUGCACGGCCACCCCAACCGCAACCCGUCGCCCGAGCUCCACAAGCCCCUCCUCCACCACCACCACCCGCCACCGCACCACCAUCACCACCAGCACCACCAGCACCACGCCAGCCUCUCCGCCCUGGACGCGCCGGCCAAGUCCAAGUCGCUGGCCGUGGGCACGCUGGAGUCGCCCAAGCCGCGGCCCAACACGUCUCCGGAAGUUUCCAAACACAAAACGGCACAGCGGCACCCCGGGCAGGACGGCCCGCCGCACAACAGCUUCCCGCCGUCGUCGUCUUCGUCUUCGUCUUCGUCGUCUUCGUCGUUGGCAUCGUUGGCGUCGCCCUCGUCUGGGCGCGGUGGCGUGUGCAAGCGGGAGCCGUCUCCCUCCCCGGCGGGGCCCGUGCGCUCCAGCUUCAAGCCGGUGCAGGGCCGCUGCGAGCUGGCCAAGAGCCCGCUGAUCAUCGACAAGAACGAGCACUUCACCGUCUACCGCGACCCGGCGCUGGUGCGGCCCGAGUCCGAGCCCUCCGCCUCCUCCUCGUCCUCGUCGGCCGCCGCCGCCGCCGCCGCCGCCGCCGCUAACCACCACGUGGCGUACCUGCACUCGCACCUGCACCCGCUCCACGGCUCCCAGCACGCCACCUGCCUCACGGCCGGCGCGCACCACCCCUCGCACCUGCUCGCGCCGCCGCCGGCCUCCAUCAACCCGCACGCCGCGCCGCCCUCCCACGCCAUGCACCACCCGCACCUGAUGCCCGGCGUGGGCGUGGGGGUGGGCGUGCUGCCCUCCUCACUCCUGGGGGGCCACGCGCGGGUGGACUCGGGGGGGCUCAGCCAGCACCUGGCCAUGGCGGCGGCCGCAGCGCAGGCACAGGCACAGGCACAGGCACAGGCACAGGCGCACCACCACCCGCACCAGCACGCGCACCCUCACGCGCACCAGCACCAGCAGCAGCAGUUCCUCUCCCCGCAGCACCAGGGCCCCGCCGGGGCGCCCUACAACCUGUACCCCAUCAUCUGGCCCUACCCCAACGGCGGACCCCACUCCUACCCGCCCGGCCUCGGCCUGCCCGUCAGCUCCGACAGCAGUCUGCGGAGGAACACGCCGAGCCCUUGGCUUCACCAGCACCCGCCGGUCUCGUCGGCCGACGGCCUCGCGCUCCUGAGCCACGUCCCGGGCAGACCGGCCAGCGCCGACCCCCACCGGCCCCUCAAGAUCGGCUCCCACGCCAGCCCGCCGCUCUGCAAGAGCGCCGGAGAGCUCCACAAAGAGGAGCUGGAGAAGAAGGCCUUCGCCGACCACAUGGGUAGCCUAGCAACGGCCCACCUGAAGCAGGAGCCGGACCGCAGCCGCACGCCGACGGGCAAGGAGCUCCAUCACCGCGGCUACCUGGACCCUCCGUCCAAAGCGCCGCGCCUGGUCCCGCCGCCGGACGCCUCGGAACGCGCCAGCAAGUACAAGGAGGAGAACCGGCGCAUCCUGCAGGAGAGCCGCGACGUGGCGCCCUUCACCGCCAAGCUGCGGCCGAACGAGUGCGAGCGCGAGCCCCCGUACCCCCGCAUGCCUCACCAGCCGCUCCCCGGCUCCGGCGGGUCAAUAGCGCCCCCUGGUGGCGCCCCCAAAUCCCACAGUGCGCCCUCGGCGGGCCCCGUGGAUCGGGACGCGUCCGAGCACCGGCCGCCCUCGGCCUCGGAGCUGUACAAGUUCAAGCCGCAGAGCAACUACUUCACCACGCUGUCCAAUAGCGUGGUGAACGAGCCGCCGCGCCUCUACCCCUCCAAGGAGCUCAACUCCCCGUGCCACUCCUUCUUCGAUAAGGUCGUGGGGACCCCCUCGUCCUCCCCGAGCCCCUUGUCCCUCGGCUUUGUCGGCGGCGGUGGUGGUGGUGUGACAGGGUCAGGAGGAGGAGGAGGAGGAGGAGGAGGAGGAGGGGGCAACAGCGGAGGCUCGAAGUCCCUCUCGAAGCCCCCGCCGCUUAUCAAGCACCAGCCGGAGGGGGAGGGUCUGGUGGGCAAGAUCACGGAGCAGCUGUCCCAGCAGGCGGCCGCUGCGCUGCACCCCAUUGGCUGCCCUCCUCAGGGAGGGGCGGAGCCUCGCCGUAGCCCCGCCCUCUCGCCGCCGGGUCAGCUGCGCAUGCCGGCGUUGCACCGCGCGCCCGUCUUCCACCCGCCCACCCAGCAGACGCUGGACCAGCGCAAGGAGGCGGCCAACUACGGGCGCCUCUCGCCACCGACGCUCACCCCCAUCCAGCCCGUCUGCGUGGCCGGGAAGCUUCCGGAACAGCAGAAGCCGCCCACGCUGCUGCCCGAGCUGCGGGAGGUGAAGAGCGGCGGGAUGGAGCUGGCCGGGGGGGCCGGGGAGCCCUGGCGGGUCGGGACGGACGUCGCCGGGCACGAGGGGGGACGAGGGGGCGCGUGGCACGGCGAGAAGAGCCGCACCAGCAAGCCUCAGGGCGCCACGGCGUCGGUUAUCGUGCGGCCGUCCACCUGCAUCAAGUACGACGGGGGCUCGUCCGGGAUCAAGGCCUCCGCAGCCGCCGCGGCCCGGGAGAUUAACGAGAUCGGGAAGCCGUUCGCGGUCAAGUCUCAGGCGGACGGUCUGAAGCUGGCGGAGACGAGGGACAUGACGGGGAGGGUCAUCCUCCCCAACACCAACCUGGAGGACGCCUGCGCGCAGUACAGGAAGAGCAUGAUCCGCACGUCUCAGGCCGGCCCGGCCAGCCCCGUGGUGGCGCUGGUCAACUCUGUGUGCAAUACGCGGACCGAAGUGACCACUUCCUCCGCGACCUCCGCUGCCGCCUUUAGCGUCUUUAGCCGCGGCGGUGGCUCGGACCUCUGUUUCCCCGCUAGCACGAACGCUAACUUUAACGCUAACGCUCACGCUUACGGCGGCGGCAGGACUGAUGGCUCCACGCCCAGGCUGUGGCCUCUGGAGGUUCAGGAGGGUGGGGGGGGCUCCAGGACCACGUCCCCCAACGACGCGCUCCCCUCCUCCGGCACGGCCUCCCCGGCGCUGCAGCAGCAGCAGCAGCAGCAGCAGGCGUACCCCGGGAACUUCCACCUGAAGAAGCACAAGGCAGCGCUGGCCGCGGCACAGUCCAGGGGUCUGGGGACCCCCGAAAACGAGCGCCCGCCGCUCGGCCCCUCGCCCCCCGGCGCUCCGAUACAGGACGCCAGCUCGGCAGCGGCAGCAACAGCUGCUUCUGCGGCGGGGGCACAGCCGCCCGUGAACAACGUGGCGGCUAAAGGCGGCGGCGCCGCCAUGCCCAACGGGCAGUCGUCGACGCCGCCGCCGCCCCCCAUCCAGCCCAACUACCACAAGCUGAAGAAGGCGUGGCUGACGCGGCACUCGGAGGAGGACCGGAACACCAACCCGCCCGAGAAGCCCGGCGGCAGCUCCUCGUCCGCCGCGUCCACGCCCACCUCCGAGAUCAUCAAGCCCUGCACCGUCCACCUGAUCGCCUCCACCUCCUCCACCUCCACCUCCUCCUCCUCCGGCGAGGCCACCGACUCCGGCAAGGAGGGCAAGGAGGCCGGCUCCGAGGACGGCGGUAGCGGCGGCGGCAGCCAGAAGUCGAGCCCGGAGGAGGACCGGCGGACGCGACGCGGCGGCUCCAAGCGGGCGUACGAGUCGGGCUCGGAGAGCGGCGAGGACUCGGACGCCAGCGAAGGCACCAAGAUGGCGCAGCGGGCCAAGCGGCAGCCCAAGCCCACCUUCAAGAAGAAGCAGAACGACAUGCAGCGCCGCAAGGAGGACGACGACAACAAGCCCAACGGAAUAUUCCGCAGCGCCCGCGAGAAGACCAAGCUCAAGCUGGCCAGCAGCAAUGGCAUCCCGCGCUCGGUGCUGAAGGACUGGCGUAAGGUGAAGAAGCUGAAGCAGACGGGGGAGUCGUUCCUGCAGGACGACUCGUGCUCUGAGAUCGGGCCCAACCUGCAGAAGUGCCGCGAGUGCCGCGUGCUGCGCAGCAAGAAGGGGGAGGAGCCAGCACACUCGCCCGUCUUCUGCCGCUUCUACUACUUCCGCCGGCUCUCGUACAGCAAGAACGGCGUGAUCCGCAUCGACGGCUUCUCGUCCCCGGACCAGUACGACGACGAGGCGGUGAGCCUCUGGGCUCCGGACAUGUACGAGGAGAACGAGCUGGACCUGGACACCUCCAAGUACAUCCUCAGCUACAUCGGAGACAAGUUCUGCCAGCUCGUCACCACCGAGAACACGGCGGCCAGCUGGGUCAAGAAAGAUGCUAAGAUAGCGUGGAAGCGUGCGGUGCGCGGCGUGAGGGAGAUGUGUGACGCGUGCGAGGCCACGCUCUUCAACAUCCACUGGGUCUGCCAGAAGUGCGGCUUCGUCGUCUGCCUGGACUGCUACAAGGCCAAGGAGAGGAAGAGCUCCAAAGACAAAGAGCUCUAUGCCUGGCUGAAGUGUGUGAAGGGCCAACCCCACGACCACAAGCACCUGAUGCCAACUCAGAUCAUCCCUGGAACGGUGCUGACCGACCUGGUGAAUGCCAUGCACGGUCUGAGGGAGAAGUAUGGCAUCCGCACCCACUGUGUCUGCGCCGCUAGCAAGCAGACAGCGCUGUUGGGCAAGCUGCCCUCCACCAACGGAGUCUCCCAGGUGCUGCAGAAUGUGUUGAACCACAGCAACAAGAUCUCGCUGUGUAAGCCCGAGGGCCCGCCCACAAACGCCACGCCCAAGCUGGAGACCAAUGGCGGCGGAGCAGGAAGUCCGGCCAGCGACGCGGGCAGCGACCCCAAGCUGACCCCGCCCGAGUCCCAGUCCCCGCUACACUUCCUGGCCGACCUGGCGGAGCAGAAGUCCCGCGAGGAGAAGAAAGAGAACAAGGAGUCGGUGAAGAGUGUGAAGGAGGAGGUGGGUGAGGCGGUGGAGGCGCUGCACUGCAAGGCCACGUCUCUGGUGUCGGGGGGCAGUGAACAGGGCUCCACGCUGCGGGACCUGCUGACCACCACGGCCGGCAAGCUGCGCCUGGGCUCCACCGACGCUGGCAUCGCCUUCGCCCCCGUCUACUCCACCGCCACGCAGACGGGCAAGACGGGCCGCAGCGUGCCCAACAUCCUGGACGACAUCAUCGCCUCGGUGGUGGAGAACAAGAUCCCGGCGAGCCGCGGCGCCAAGCUGGCGCUGAAGCAGGAGCCCGUCGCCGAGGAGACCAGGGGACUCGAGCGCAAGCCGUCGCGGCCGGCGGCGGUGACGACGCCGACGAUGAUCCCGAUGGCGGACGAGCCCCCGGCGGCGGCGGCGGUGCAGAAGCUGCAGGCGGACAUCGCCCACUGCUGGCUGUACGGGCAGAAGAUGCUCUGGCUCAAGGACCACCGCAACUCCUGCAACUGGAGGCUCUUCAGAGAGUGCUGGAAGCAGGGCCAGCCUGUGCUGGUGUCCGGCGUUCACAAGAAGCUGAAUGCCAGCCUGUGGAAGGCCGAGUCCUUCAACCAGGAGUUUGCUGACCACCAAGGGGACCUGCUCAACUGCAAAGACAGCGUCGUCAUCUCCAACUCAGGCAUCAAAGAGUUCUGGGAUGGUUUUGAGGACCUAACAAAGCGGCCCAAGUGCAAGGACGGAGAGCCCAUGGUGUACCGGCUCAAGGACUGGCCGUCAGGAGAGGAGUUCAUGGCCCUCAUGCCAUCCAGGUAUGAUGACCUGAUGAAGAACCUGCCCCUCCCGGAGUACUCGGACCCUGAAGGGAACCUCAACCUGGCGUCCCAUCUGCCCUCCUUCUUCGUGCGGCCGGACCUGGGGCCCCGCCUGUGCUGUGCAUACGGAGUGGCCGCUUCCCAGGAGCAGGACUUCGGCACGGCCAACCUGCACGUGGAGGUGUCCGACAUCGUCAGCGUGCUAGUCUACGUGGGCGUCGCCAAGGGCAACGGCGUCCUCUCCAAAACAGGUGUUCUGAAGCGGCUAGAGGAGGAGGAUCUGGACGAGCAGGUGAAGCGCCGGCUGAAGGACUCGAGCGAGACGCCCGGGGCGCUGUGGCACAUCUACGUCAGCAAGGAUGUGGACAAGAUCAAAGAGUUCCUGCACAAGGUGGCUAAGGAGCAGGGCGGCGAGAUCCCUGCGGAGCAGGACCCGCUGCGUGAGCAAGGCUGGUACCUGACGCGGAAGCUGCGUCAGCGUCUGCUGGAGGAGCACGGGGUGCAGGGCUGGACCGUAGUGCAGUUCCUGGGGGACUCCGUCCUCAUCCCCGCCGGCGCCCUGCACCAGGUGCAGAACUUGCACAGCUGUGUGCAGGUCAUCAACGACUUCGUGUCUCCGGAACACGUAGCGCACUCGUUCCGUCUCACCCAGGAGCUGCGCGCCUCAAAAGAGGAAAUCAACUACGAAGAUAAGCUACAGGUAAAUAAUACACACAUAACUACGAAGAUAAGCUACAGGUAAAUAAUACACACAUAACUACGAAGAUAAGCUACAGGUAAAUAAUACAUACAUCAGAACACAUUUGAUUCAUAAAGUAGGUUUCAAGACACCAAAGUUUGCUUCACAAAUGAAACAAAACAAACAAACAAACAAACAAACAAACAAACACACCGUACCAUACAUCCACCAUAUGGUAUCCAUACAUCCACCAUACGGCAUCCAUACAUCCACCAUAUAGUAUCCAUACAUCCACCAUGCAUACAUUUGUUUCAGGCUCCCCAUUCCUCUCUGCCUGUUUGUCAGUUGUUCAGUUUCAUUGUCGUCUUUUCUGAGUUUCUGUCUGUCUGUCCUUAAUGUCAAUGAAUGAAGAACUUAAUCCCGCCUUAUCUGCUAUUAAGUUCUGUGAAAAAUAAAAAUAACAACGUUGUCUUGGUGAUGAUAGUAGCAAUGAUGAUAUACUGUAGCUGGUUGACACCCUGGUGGUUACUGAGGCAACGCUUUUUUUUCUGAGACCACCAUUCACUGUGUGAUGCGCAUCAGUUCAGCCCAGCAGAGUGUAGAUGGCCACUAAUGAGAAAAAAUAUCAUUUCUGCUCCACAGGAGCUUGCUCUCUCUGUGUGUGUGUGUGUGUGUGUGUGUGUGUGUGUUUGUAUUUAAUGGGUCACACAGGAUUCAUUGAGAGGCGUAAUGGCAGCUAUUUAAUGUGCCAUGAUUUUGUUACUUUGGUCAGGGCUCCGUUUU